Molecule: messenger RNA, 842 nt
Organism: Drosophila virilis
Lineage: Eukaryota; Metazoa; Arthropoda; Insecta; Diptera; Drosophilidae
Source: RefSeq, a predicted model, not a curated record
GCUGUCGCUGUCGUCGUGCUUUUCGGCCCAGAGGCUGGUCGCUCGGUCUCCAAACGGCAGCGGGCAACGCUGCAGUGUCCAAAAGCCGAUUUACAGUUUUACAGUUUUAUAUGCCAGUUAUGAGUGCAACCAACAAACAGCGACCGCAUUUCCGCAAUGGCGAAUCCCUCACAUGGGCAAAGUGUGUUGUAAAACGAGUGAAUUUUCAAUAUUUCGACUAGCCCAUAAUUCAAAUAACAAAAACGAAAAGUUAAGCAAAAAAACAGUUGGAAAAAUAUCAAGAAAAACAAUACGAUUCGCCGCAGUGAAAGUGCAGAGAAAAAAAUUGCAUGGCAUCUUUUAGGCGCAGCGCAUAAAAGUUUCCGGCCGACGAUUGGAUCUUUGUGUUUUAUUUUUAUUUUCGAUUCUCUCGUUGUUGUUGUUGUUGUGUUUGGACCCCUCGGCGCACAGGCAGCAGCUGUUUAAAUGUAUUUUAGUGCUUGCCACCAACAGCGGCCAGCCCCCUUGAGGGCCGGCAAUCCAUGGAGUAUUCAAACUCAAAGUGUUUGAAUCAUAACGAGCCUCAACAACAACAACAACAACAACAACACGAGCAACACGAGCAACAAACCAGGCUAAUCGUUCUCGGCAGCUAUUUCCGAGCCACUGACACGCCCACAGCAAACGCAGCCAACGAAGCGACUGCAACUGCAACUGCAAUUUUGGGCAGUCAACGUUGCCCCAAUACGCCACCCACAACGCCCAGCAGCCCAUUGCGAGAUCCACCCCAAAGUCCAUCGGAUGGACAGACCUCUUCGCUGAGCUCGCAUUCCGGUUCCAGUGACAUCUUGUUGGGUGAGUGA